Messenger RNA from Lolium rigidum, 2235 nucleotides. Its product is annotated as pentatricopeptide repeat-containing protein ATP4 homolog, chloroplastic-like. The record is from RefSeq and is a predicted model, not a curated record. NCBI's taxonomy places the organism in Eukaryota, Viridiplantae, Streptophyta, Magnoliopsida, Poales, Poaceae. Gene Ontology annotation, cellular component: chloroplast. The coding region runs from base 7 to 2055 and encodes 682 amino acids. The transcript has a single exon. Gene Ontology annotation, molecular function: protein binding.
GGGGAAAUGGCGUCCCUACCCAUCUGCCCUUCCUCCAUCCUCCCAUGGCCGCACCGCCCAGCCUCCCUCUCCUUCCACCCCAAGAACCCCUCCUCCACCUCGCCCACCGCCGCCCAUGUCUCCGUCUCCGUCUCCGUCCAGGCGGACUCGCCGCCCCAGGACCCGCCGCCUCUCUCCGACCCCACCCAAAACACGCGCUUCCUCUGGGUCAACCCCAACAGCCCGCGCGCCGCCGAGCUGGCCCGCGCGCGGGCCGGAUCCGCCCGCCGCGCGCGCCUCGCGUCCGCCGCCGCCGCGCUCGCCGCGUGCCACCCCUCCUCGCCUGCCAUCGCCGCCGCGCUCUCCGCCGCCUUCCCCGACACCCCCUCCGAGCAGGACGCCGUCAUCGUGCUCAACACCGCCCCCGCCAACCACGUCCCCGCGCUGCGCUGGUUCCUCCAGCACGCGGCGGUCCGGAACAGGACCAUCCUCUACAACGUCGUCUUCAAGGCGCUGCGCAAGGGGCGCCGCUGGGGCGAGACCGAGGCUCUCUGGGCCGAGAUGACGGCGGCGGACGACGCCGUCCAACCGGACAACGCCACCUUCUCCACCGUCAUCGGCUGCGCGCGGGCCUGCGGCCCGCGCGGCAGCGCCCUGGAGUGGUUCGAGAAGAUGCCGGACGCCGGGUGCGCGCCGGACACGCUCACCUACUCGGUCGUCAUCGACGCGUGCGGCCGCGCGGGGGACGCGGAGACGGCGCUGCGCCUCUACGACCGGGCGCGGGACGAGGGGUGCCGGCUAGACCCCGUCAUCUGCGCCACGGUCAUCCGUGUGCACUCCGCCAGCGGCAACUUCGACGGCGCGCUCAACGUGUUUGAGGAAAUGAAGGCCGUCGGCGUCGCGCCGAACCUCGUCGUGUACAACACCGUGCUGGACGCCAUGGGCCGCGCCAUGCGGCCGUGGGUGGUGAAGACCGUCCACAGGGAGAUGGUCGGCCAGCAGGUGCGGCCCAGCAGGGCGACCUACUGCUGCCUCCUGCAGGCGUACGCCAGGGCGCGGUAUGGCGAGGACGCGAUGGCCGUGUACCGGGUGAUGAAGGACGAGGCCAUGGACGUCGACGUCGUGCUGUACAACAUGCUCCUUUCGAUGUGCGCCGACAUUGGGUAUGCCGAGGAGGCCGAGGAGAUCUUCAGGGACAUGAAGGCGUCCGUGGAUACCCGGUUCAGGCCUGAUAGCUGGACCUACUCGUCGAUGGUCACGCUGUAUUCCUGCACCGGCAAUGUCCUGGGUGCGGAGGGCAUACUCAAGGAGAUGAAGGAGGCGGGCUUCAAGCCGAACAUCUUCAUCCUCACCUCGCUCAUCAGGUGCUACGGCAAAGCGGGGUGCACCGAUGACGUGGUCAGGGCAUUCGGCAUGCUCGAGGACCUCAAGAUCACGCCCGACGACCGGUUCUGUGGCUGCCUUCUUACCGUGGCAGCGGAUACCCCGGUUGAGGAACUGGGCAAGGUGGUUGACUGCAUCGACAGAAGCAAUGCCCAGCUUGGCGCCGUGGUAAAGCUCCUGGUGGACAGGAAAGCUUCCACUGAAUCCUUCAAGGAGGCUGCCAGGGGCGUUCUCAGCGCCGCCCGUGGUGUGGUGAAGAUGCCCUACUGCAACUGCUUGCUGGACCUGUGCGUGAACCUUGGCCAGAUGGAGAAAGCCUGUGCGCUCCUCGACGCCGCGCUGCAGCUCGACAUCUACAGCAACGUGCAGACUAGGACACAGGUGCAGUGGUCGCUGCACCUCAGGGGCCUCUCGGUUGGUGCCGCCCUGACCACGCUCCAUGUCUGGAUGAACGACCUGUACACCACGCUGCAGAACGGCGAAGAGCUGCCACCGCUGCUUGGGAUCCACACAGGAGAGGGGAAAAACAUGUACUCCGGCAAGGGGCUGGUUUCAGUGUUCGAGUCGCAUCUCAAAGAGCUUGACGCGCCAUUCCAUGCGGCUCCGGACAAAGCCGGCUGGUUCUUGACGACGAGUGUUGCAGCUAAGCACUGGCUGGAGGCCAAGAAGUCGUCAGAACUAGUGGGCGUCUAAACUGCACAAUCUAGGAGUUAUAUACAUAGGAUUUAUUUGUUUUUUGAUUUGGCAAUCUAUGGGUGUUCUGAAAUCCUCGUAUUUCCGCCCUUCUUUCUGUUGAUAGAUACACAAUUGCUUCCAUUUUCUGUUGCAUUUCAUGACUGAUGAAGAAUAUCAGUUCGAGCUCCUCGUUCAGUA